Cryptomeria japonica (Japanese cedar) is the source of this 2216-nucleotide messenger RNA. RefSeq lists its product as uncharacterized. Gene Ontology annotation, biological process: cortical microtubule organization. NCBI's taxonomy places the organism in Eukaryota, Viridiplantae, Streptophyta, Pinopsida, Cupressales, Cupressaceae. The record is from RefSeq and is a predicted model, not a curated record. The coding region runs from base 163 to 1932 and encodes 589 amino acids. Gene Ontology annotation, cellular component: cortical microtubule. The transcript has 5 exons.
UGGCAAGCUCACAUCGUAAGACGUAUUUACAGCAACUCUAAAUUAUUAAAGAAAUGAUUCGGUAGGUGGCGGUGUUUGCUUGUAUUGUUAGCAAUGCUGUGCGGGGCCAUAAAAUGAAAGAGAGUGAGAGUGGCAUCAAAAUUUAGAGGGAGGAGGAGGAAAAUGCAUCCGCAUAGGCGCGGGCGCAGCCUCUCCAGCAUUGGCAUGGGUAGGAAACAAGAGGAAGAUGAUCAUCUCGCACUCUUCAAUGACAUGGACUCGGGCAAUGACAAUGGCAAUGGCUUUCCCGAACUCAAAGUACCGAGUGGAAGAGGUUGCGAAGAUCUCUUGAGGGCAGAUGGGGACAAAAAUGACUAUGAAUGGCUACUAACACCACCCGAGACUCCUCUCUUUCCUUCAAUGGAAACGAAGGAUCGAACUGCAGGUUUUUCUCAAGGAGUUUCUUCUGUGGUUCAUGCAGCUAAUGCUUUGAAGAGCUCGAGGCUUUCUAAUACUCAGACUGAUUCCUCAUCGAAGAUUAUGAGAGGCAAUUUAACAUCUCGUCAAAUGAUCUCCUCUGGGUUGAAUAACUCGAUGAAUAUUGGGAGUGUGAGGUCUUCGAUGCUGGCAAGCACAGGUCCCACACCAUCAAGGUCAUCUACCCCUACAAGGUCUAGAGUGCCUGCCUCAGUACGGUCAUCGACACCCGUUCCACGUUCUACAAUUCCAGCUUCAUCAAGGUCGUCAACUCCCAGUACACGAACCACAGUUCCAACAUCAUCAAGACCAUCAACUCCCACUACGCGAUCUACAAUUCCAACUUCACCAAAGCCGUUGACACCUGCAACAAGAUCUACAGCACCUACACCAAGGUCUACAAUGCCAACAUCAAAGUCAUUAUCCAGGCCAUCAACACCAACAAGACAACAAUCAACUCCAACUCUUAUACAUGGCAGUUGUGUUCCUCCCAGUCGAUCUUUUCCCGCCAGUAAUAUCUCCUCUAUGCUCUCUAGAAAUCCACCAGCCUCACGAGGAACCUCUCCCGCCCAAAUGUCGCGACCGUCUCCACCUUUAGUGUUGCCUGGUUUUUCUCUUGAUGCUCCACCUAAUUUAAGGACCACAAUGCACGAUAGGCCAAUCUCAGCUAUGAGAAGUAGACCUGGAGCUCCCAGCUCUGUACGACCUCCUACAGAAAUACCCAGUGCAAGCGGCAGGCCGAGAGGAAAGUCUUGCUCUCCAAUUGUUACGAGAGGGAGAAUCUCGAGUGAGAGGCAUAGCAAUGGCAAGCCUAAUUUGCAAGCUACUAAGCCGCACAUCAAUGGGGCUGAAGUCACAAUGCCAGUUUUACUUAGCAGCAAAAUGGUGGAUAAAUUAUCUGCUACCAAAGGACAUGAAGACCAACCAAGCCCUAGAAGUAAUAUCUCCAACUUGCAGUCCAGGCGGCAGGUGAAGUCGACAUCAGUUCCCGAUAGCUCUGGUUUUGGGAGAACGAUUUCAAAGAAAUCCUUAGAUAUGGCCUUGAGACACAUGGAUAUACGGCAAAGUGCGCCCAGCAAUACACGUCCCCUCACCAACUUCCCUACAUCUGAUUUGUAUAGCGUCCGGUUGGGGUCUACUAAAAGCAAGGCCACAAAAAUUUCCGAGUCACCAAUUGCUACCAACAGCAGUGCCAGUUCAGAUCGUAGCACAAAGAUUGCUCCUUAUCCUCAAGGGAAUACGUUGGACGAUUUUCAAACUCUCGGAGAGAGAGAAAAUAUAUUCUCUCCACUCAGUCAGCAUGAAUCAAUUCUCUUCAAGGGAGAUGAAUUGAGCACAAACUGGUUGCAUGGCCCUACGAAUGGAGGGGAUAAAUUUGAUCAGGCACUAUUAUUUGAAAGGUUUGACGAGUCGUUUGAUGCUUUUACUCUUAGAACAGGCAAGGGUGCAGAUUCAUUACACAAAAGGGUGAGAUAAGCAGGGGAAAUUUUGAAGAUUUGGGAGCUUUCUAGAGGCACAUAAUGCCGUUGUAUCAUAACAAUUAAGUGAAAGCGCUAUUGCCUGACUGAGAAAUCUGUCAAACAAUCUCAAACGUUGUUGAAAUUUCGUGGCUGCUGAUUGAAUGCUGCAGAAAUGUCAAUGUGGAGCAUUUGAUGAUUGGUUUAAAUAAGUGGUAAUAUAGAUGGAUCCAUGUAGCAGUUUUCAGGUAAUAAGAAUUUGGUUGGUUGAUUUCCAGCAUCCAAUCGCUUCAACUUCCUCUA